Tigriopus californicus is the source of this 881-nucleotide messenger RNA. It is a transcript of the gene mRpL10, whose product is annotated as large ribosomal subunit protein uL10-like. Gene Ontology annotation, molecular function: structural constituent of ribosome. Gene Ontology annotation, biological process: translation. Gene Ontology annotation, cellular component: mitochondrial large ribosomal subunit. NCBI's taxonomy places the organism in Eukaryota, Metazoa, Arthropoda, Copepoda, Harpacticoida, Harpacticidae. The record is from RefSeq and is a predicted model, not a curated record.
UGAGGAGCCCCACGUCAACGUGUUUCAACAUGCUUGUCGGUCCCGGGCCAGCCAUUGCGCGUCGCUUAGCGGGUGUCCGUCGAUGGCCGGGCCUGGCCUCCUUGAGCACGGGCCGAGUGCGUUGCUCGGAAAGACCCAACAUUCAGAAACCCCAACAUCCCGCCUUCGAUCGACUCAAGCUCCUCGCGCUGAGCGCCCCGUCCCACCCGCACCCGCAUCCGACUACGGCCACGCUCAAUCAGGCUUGUCCGCUCGAGCGGGAAAUGCAAGAGCUAAUGGUGAAGGAGCAGCCCAGUCCCCUGGAGGUGCUGUACGGCGAGGAGCUCCGUCAAUGGAUGGAACGCAGUCGCAUGGUGGGUUUGUACCACGCCAACGUCAUGACCUACUACCCGGCCCGCGCGGCCUUUCAAAAUGCCCGUCGUUUGGGCAUGGAGUUGAAGCAAUAUAACCUCCAGAGCGGCCUGGCCGGCUUAACGGACACUCGCUGGGAAAAUUUGCUCCAUUUCUGGUAUACCAACGUAUCCAAUCAAUACCUGACCUUUGGCCACGAACUCCAUCCCAAGCAAUUGCUAACCUUUGAGAAGAAAUCCCCGUUCUUGUUCUUGAUCGGUGCCGUGAUUGAAGGUCGCAUUCUAGACCGGGGCCAAGUUCAAGAGCUCACGGCCUUACCGCCGUUGGACGCGCUCCGCGGCGAACUGUGCUCGAUUCUGCAGAUGCCCGCCCGAAAAACAAGUUCGUUGGUGGGUCGUCAUUCGCAAGUUCUGUCCCAACACUUGGAACAAUACAUGAAGGACCAAUCCGGGUCCGAUGACCCGUAAUUGAAAGGUGAUUUAGCAUUAAAUGAAUAUGAAGAAUGAUCAAUAAAAGGAGCUGCUGAACAA